Messenger RNA from Lytechinus pictus (painted urchin), 2754 nucleotides. RefSeq lists its product as uncharacterized. The transcript is spliced from 11 exons. Lineage: Eukaryota; Metazoa; Echinodermata; Echinoidea; Temnopleuroida; Toxopneustidae. Gene Ontology annotation, cellular component: plasma membrane. Gene Ontology annotation, molecular function: protein binding. The coding region runs from base 467 to 2311 and encodes 614 amino acids. The record is from RefSeq and is a predicted model, not a curated record.
AUGGUUAUUGAAGUCGGAUUGAAACAAGAACAAAAGUAUUUACGAAGGGGAGUUUUCAUUCAUCUUUCGUAUAUAUUCAAUAAAACUUUUUUUUCUAAACAUAUGUACAAUAAAUUAAUUUAUCGAUAUGUGUCUAUAUUUAGUUUUAAGUAUAACCAUCACUCAUGUCAGUAUUGGUCUAUUUCCUUAAGACACACACACAAUAGAAGAACACCAAGAAGGGUAAAGGCAGCACCCCUUGUUGCACAUCUGACGUAAACGUUGCCCCCUUUGUCCAUGUUGAGCUCUCCAUUUUGAUAGUUCGUAUUGCGGUGGAGGGUGCGGUAUUACCCCUCCUCUUACUGAAAGACUCUUUAAAGUUUUAAUGUUAAUACCAAGAUGAGUUUUCCCAGGUGAUGUGUAUUGCAAGACAGUCCGUGAGAGACAGAAUUUGAUUAUUUGGAAUAACAUUACUUGAGUGUCAGUGAUGGCUAUUCUGCAAGGUCUUGUAGUCAUUGGUAUCCUUCAGUUGGUUGCCGUGCCAACACUUACCACGCCCCUCCUUCAGGACAAAGAUGAAUUCGUCGACCAGCUUAAGGCGAUGGAAGAUCCUUUUGGAAGGGUUCAGAUCGAUUCGGAAAAUGACGUUGAUGAUCUGAUCGAAGACCUGAUGGACCUCGGUGGUGACAUCCAAACAAAUAAGGCUGUCUCAUUUGACGGAGUCGACAAGGAUGUUGUUGAUGCUAUAAACCAGUUCAAAUAUGUCGAUGAUCUUGGUGACGAACUCCUCGAUGAAGUCAAUUUGGGAGAUCAGCUGAUUGACGAAGUGAAUUUGGAAGAUGAGCUUAAAAACAUGAGUGGCACCAACGAUGGCUCUACUACAGAUGUUGCAAAUGAUUCAGAUGAACCAGUUAAUGACUUGAUCGAUACGAAUUUGGGGGAUUCAAACAAAACGGUCACACCCAGCAUGGCCAUAACUACAGGGUCCACUGAUGAUAUAACGAUCAAUGAGGGCAGUACUUCAAAAACUGCAGAUGAUGAUCUGGUCAAUGACCUGAUGGAUCUUGAAAUUGUAGAAGAGGUUGUUUCUCAAGUCGUCACAGAGUUGGUGUUGGAAACAGAACCUGUCGCCGAGGGUACAGUCGCACAGGGGUAUGAUGACUAUGAAACCAUCACUGAUCUGGUUACAGAAGUUGUCUAUGACGUUAUUCCCAAUGAGGCCAUUGUCGAUGACGUAGAGCCCUCUCUAGCUUCAUCGUUUGUUACCUCCAAUGAUGAUAUGCAACCGACAUCCACGAGUGCAAAUCAAGAAAUCCUUUCAGAAGAUCAGACUGCAAUUCUAAACAUACAGGAGCCUGAAAGUACAACCAUUGUCACAGAGAUCAUCACUGAUAUUCAAACAGCUACCGAGUUCAUCGACGAUGUGGCUGAUGAAGUUGACGUUGAAACUGAAAUGACGCGAACGGUUUUUCCCGAUGACGAAGAAUUAGAAGAGGAACUAUGGGAUUUGGAAGCUGCUACAGAUGAAACGGCAGAUGACGAUGCACCCACAUUUGUGUUCAGCAGCCCUUACCCAACCAUUUUAAGUUCAGAUGAGGCAAUAGACUUUGGCCCUGAUUUAGAGAUCACCACUACACAACCAGGUUUGGACUGUGGCGAGGGCCGUUUUGCAUGUGCAGACGGGAGGCAGUGUGUUCUUCAAGAUACUGUGUGUGAUCUUAUGUUGGACUGUGCUGACGGAUCAGAUGAAAAUUCUGGUAUCUGCCAGCUGGAUCGUGAGUGCCCACCUGGAUUCACAAAGUGCAACAAGUCACCUCAGUGUAUCGAUAACAAGGAUUGGUGCGAUGGUGUUUUCCAUUGUUACAAUGGCGCUGAUGAGAAAAACUGCAUGUCCUGUAUAGGACUUGAUGGUGGGGAGAAACGGUUGCUAAUUGAGGAUUUUUGCGAUGGAGUUCAGGACUGUGAUGACAACUAUGAUGAAACAUCGGAACGUUGCAAUCAUCCAUGUCCUCUUGGCUCAAGUAAAUGUGCUGAUGGACUCCAAUGUAUUACGGACGAUUUAUUCUGCAACGGAUAUAAAAAUUGCAAGGACGGAUCAGAUGAAUAUAAAACAUGCGAUCGCACAAUGCAAGAAUGUGAACGUUUUGGAAUGUUCUCAUGUGAUGGUGUGUGUAUCAUCAAGUCCGCCCUCUGCGAUGGAAUGACAGACUGCAAGGAUGGCGUUGAUGAAAAGGGAUGCUCAGACGAUAUUUUCUCAUGCCCUGAUAGCUUCUCACGAAGGAAGAAAGAUCACUCAUGUGUUCACCAGAGUAUUUUGACGAGAGACCCGUGAGUCAGGAGAGCAAAGAUGGAUUAAAUAUUGCUUAAGAGGAAUAGGAGUAUACGUACAUGGAUCGUAAAUGGCCGAUUGUACCAAAAAGUAUAACAUUUAGUGACUUGUAAAAUUCGUUUUAUCCGAAAAAUGACUUCUAUUCAUAAAUUUUAAGACAAUUAUUUCGUAUGAAAAUAUUACAUCACUAAAUUAUUAAAAUGCUAACUAUUAAAAAAAUAUAGAGAAUAUAAGCAAAUUCUUAAACAUGUUGUAUGAAAAUUGCAGGGCUUCCCUAAUAUCAUUAUGAAAAGCCAUGAGGUACCCGGUAUGACACCCAAGAAUACAAAGAACAUUAUUAUUUAUGAUGAGAACGGUUUGUCCAAAAUGCAGGACCCAAGAUUUCAAAAUGGGGGGGGGGGGGGGGGACGCGACGAUUUUUUUGGCAAGCCCCCACCCCCCUUUCA